AAUGACAUUUGUCAAGUAAACUCCAGAACCAAACAACAAUCCGUUCGCGAAAUUCGCAGUGCCAACGGUUCGAGAUCAGUGCGAUGAAAUGUCGUUCCGUUCGCGCGUCCUGAACCUUGUGGAGGUGGUGUUGCGAGUGCCGCCCCUCUUUGUGAUCGACGAAAUUUUGAAAAUCGGUCUCGGCCUGUCCGAACUGUCCGAGCACGAUUUGUCCACGAUCAACGAACAGUACGACAAAGUCGUCGAGCACAAUGUUUACAAUUACACGACCAACAUGCCAGACGAUCCGGCACUCUACAGGUUCAUAUUUGUCGCGCUGGUCCGAUUGCUCUUCAGUGCCAUCGGAUGUGCAGCAGGAAUAUGUCUGUUUAUGCUGAGCACCAAGCACCUGAUGGUCGUGUACAUGUACCUGAUGUCAAUAAUCGUCGCCUACAUGUCGUACUACGUAAACCAAUCGACGAUAGAGUGGGCGAUACGAUCGACCGCAUCGCCGGGCGACUACGCCGUUUACGUGACCGAACAUUUGCCGACCCUCGUCCGGACGCACUUGCUCCAAGGCCUGCUCGCCUUCAUCUUCGUCAACGUUCAUCUCGGACCGCGCUUCCGUCUCACAGAGAGGAUACUGCCCUUCACGUUCAUGCUGCCGGGCGGCGUCGCCAUGAUGCCGCUUCCCAACCAGAUACUGCAAAUAGCACCGCUGCUUUCGGCCCUACUGCCUUGGUACCUCAUCAACGUCGUGCUGUUCACGUCGAUUCUGAGCGUAAUACACUCGAUCUAUUCGGGCUAUCUUCAGGCGAGAAACUUCGUCUCCAACUUCGGCAUAUCGGCGAUGGUGGAGAGCGAAUGGUUGCGCCUGAACGUACCGGAGGUCCUGAGGACGUUCUGGAUGUUGCGCGUGCUCGAGCACGCCGGGAUAUUCUUCAUAUCCGGCUACUGGGACCAGGAUGACGGCAACUCGCCCUACUUCCGGCUGAUGAAGUAUCUAAUGGUGACCGGGUGCGACACACUCACCGCCGUCCUGGGCAUCACGAGCAUCGUGUCCUACAUUUGCAACUACAUCGGGAAAUUUUUCCAGUGGAUACUCCUGACCGACGACGAGAACGACAAGAACUUCGGCACGGUCUCGGCGAUCGUCUUCUACAUACUGGCGUUACAGACUGGCCUGACCAGUCUGGAGCCCGAACUGAGGUUCGUCAGACUGUGCCGGAAUUUCUGUCUGCUGUUCACAGCCCUGCUGCACUUCACUCACAACGUGGUCAAUCCGUUGCUGAUGAGUCUGAGCGCCUCCCACAAUCCGUCGCUGCGACGACACUUGCACGCGUUGGCUGUGUGCGCCGCUCUGGUCGUCCUGCCGAUCGUCUUGAUGCGCUACCUGUGGUCCACGCAGGAAACGUCGACGUGGCUGUUGGCCGUCACCGCCUUCAGCACGGAAGUCAUAGUCAAGGUGUUCGUCUCCCUGUCCAUCUACACGCUGUUCCUGUUGGACGCGAUAAGAGAGACGUUCUGGGAGAAGCUGGACGACUACAUCUACUACAUCAGAGCGUUCGGCAACACGGUCGAGUUCUGCUUUGGCAUCUUCCUAUUCUUCAACGGCGCCUGGAUAUUGCUGUUCGAGAGCGGUAGCGCGAUCCGUGCGGUCAUGAUGUGCAUACACGCCUACUUUAACAUUUGGUGCGACGCCAAGGCCGGAUGGUCCGUUUUCAUGAAACGGAGGACGGCCGUCAACAAGAUCGAGAGCCUGCCCGAAGCUGACAAGGAGCAGCUGAGGCAGCUCGAAGAUGUGUGCGCCAUCUGUUACCAAGAGAUGCAGUCGGCGAAGAUCACGAAGUGCAAGCACUUUUUCCAUGGCGUGUGCCUGAGGAAAUGGCUGUACGUGCAGGACAGGUGUCCGCUGUGCCACGAAAUUCUGCACAGCGUGGAUGACAAAGACAAUAGGACAAGUGCAGAAUUACCGCCUGCAGAAAAUAACGACGAAAGGUGACUUAUCUAUUUAAUUUAUGCUAAAUAUUUAUUGUGAUCUAGGAUAAUUAUUCUCUGGAGAGAACAUAAAAAAGUUAUUAAAAACGGAAAGAUUCUAAUGCACAUGUAUACUGUAAAUUUUAUUGACUUUGAAAGCCAUUUUCGAAUGGUUGGAAUAUUAUUUUUUAUUGGUAGGAAUGAAUUUUCUGAUGUAAUUAUUGAUUGUAAGGAUAAACUUUAUUUUUAUAUUUAUAUUGUACAUAUUUGUUUUUUUGUGAUUUUUGUUUUGGUUUGUAUAUUUUCAAAGUCAAUAUGGUAUAGUCAACAGUCUCUUUGUUAUGUAAUUUAUUUAGAUUAAUAUUCUAAGUUUAUGAUGACAAUGUUUAAUAAAAAACAAUACACAUUAUGUAGUUUUAAUGGAGAGAACUUGUAAAUUAUUUAUGGUGUAAAUAUGGAACAAUAAUCAUUAACAUUAGAUGUAAAAUAUUUACAAUUCAUCAAGAACCUACCAAUGAAUAUUAAAAAAAGUACUGUUUUGUCACUUUUUUUUAAUAGUCAUCAAAAAUGUACUAUUUGUUGUGAACACGAACAAAACUAGGUAUGUUAAUUUUUGUUUAUACAUUGUAUUUAUAAUUUAACAUGCCAAAAGCACUAUUUUUUGUUGUUGGCAGUUGUUUAGUUGGAUAAGAAAGUUGUAACUAUAUAUAUUUUAUAUUAGAUUGUAUAUUUGAAUAAAAUUGCAAAUUGACAUUUUAUGUGAAAUAAUUCAUGAACAAUAGACGCUGUUUUAAAAAAAUAAAACAACUUGUGAAUUGAAAAUAA
Messenger RNA from Aethina tumida (small hive beetle), 2781 nucleotides. It is a transcript of the gene Trc8, whose product is annotated as protein TRC8 homolog. Gene Ontology annotation, biological process: ERAD pathway. The transcript has 2 exons. Gene Ontology annotation, cellular component: endoplasmic reticulum; endomembrane system. Lineage: Eukaryota; Metazoa; Arthropoda; Insecta; Coleoptera; Nitidulidae. The record is from RefSeq and is a predicted model, not a curated record. Gene Ontology annotation, molecular function: ubiquitin protein ligase activity. Bases 89 to 1981 code for a protein of 630 amino acids.